Messenger RNA from Colletotrichum truncatum, 2118 nucleotides. RefSeq lists its product as uncharacterized. The record is from RefSeq and is a predicted model, not a curated record. NCBI's taxonomy places the organism in Eukaryota, Fungi, Ascomycota, Sordariomycetes, Glomerellales, Glomerellaceae.
AUGACAGUCGAAAAGUGCGCCGCAUUCUGCUCUGCAUUCGCUCUGUUCGGCGUCGAAUAUGGCCGCGAAUGUUUCUGCGGUAAUGCCCGAGAUCCUAGCAGCCAGGCGGCAGACCCUUCUGAUUGCAACUUUCGUUGCUCCGGCGAUUCAAGAAGCUUAUGCGGCGCAAGCAAUCGCUUGAAUAUCUAUAGUAACCUGAGUCCUACGACUCAGGGGCCUGCCACCCUGCCUGGGAUUACGUCUCUGGGCUGCUUCGUCGAUAGUAUACCCCGAAAACUGCCGAGCAAAACUAUUUCUGAUGGAAGCAUGACAGCAGCCAAAUGUGCGGCCAGUUGUGCUGGCUAUACCUAUUUUGGGACACAGUGGUCUUCAGAAUGCUACUGUGGAAAUACCGUUCCAGACAUCUCAGCACCUAUAUCCGAUUGUAACAUGGUUUGCUCCGGCAAUUAUAACGAGUUUUGUGGUGGCAGUAUGCGGCUGAAUAUCUACAAGGUUGACCAAACUUCAGCAACUAAGUCAACCUCCGGCGGUACAUCUGGUACUACUGUAAGCAAUGGAAGCUCUCUCGGCGGCUUUACUUACCGUUCUUGCUGGACUGAUACGCCGUACGACCGAUCGCUAAAGGCUAUUGAUUAUCGCGCUGAUGACAUGACUGUCGAAAAGUGCGCAGAGCGGUGUAAAGCAUACACUUAUUUUGGGCUUGAAUAUUCACGAGAGUGCUUUUGUGGCGACGAUUUGAUCGGACAAGCUGCGCCAGAAGAUGAAUGUAAGAUGUCUUGCAUGGGUGCAGGCGAUCAAAAGUGUGGCGACUCGAACAGACUGAAUAUAUACUCGAAGCAAACGUUGUCGGCCUCUCCAUCUUAUUCAUCGUCGUCUACUUCAGUCACAUCGUCAUGGUCAUCGACGAUUUCAACUUCUCCGACGUCUUUUUCGACAUCAUUGUCUUCUUCGACCUCCAAAACGUCUUCAUCCUUGAAGCUAUCUGAAUCAUUAGCUUCUCAUACAUCUUCACCUGCAUCGACUACAUCAUUGACUCCGCAGAUUUCCUCAUCGACAUCAACAACAACAUCGACUUCUCAGACGUCUUCAUCAUCCUCAUUAACUACAUUGUCAACAUCCAGGACGUCCUCAAUGUCUAUGUCAACAUCAUCAGGUCCACAGAUCCCAUCAUCGACAUCUAUUACUUCUUCAGCUUCUCAAACUUCAUCUUCAUCAUCAUCUUCAUCAUCAUCAUUGACAUCUGACUUGUCGAAAACCACCGGUCCCGCCAUGACGACCGUCACUAGUUGUGCUGCAACAGCAACAUACAAUGGGACCCCGGAAUACUGCUUUACGCCCGGAAACCUUCCCACUUAUUGCGAAAUGAUGUUUGCAGAGAAGGCGGACUUGACCUUGGACCAGUUUAUAUCCUAUUGCAAGCCUCAACUGUCCGCAAAUGGCUUGCCUGCAAAUCCCCAAGCGUUAGCUUGUUUAAACGCAAACACGUAUAAGAGCAUUCCGAGCGCAAACAGCUGUUUGAAUGCGCCGUCAGCCUCAUUGAUCUGCCAGUACGACACUGCCUGCGUUACGAAGACAUAUGUAGUCGGCCAAGUACCAACGGCUUCCCCAGCCACUACUACCCCAACCAUUGGCAUUAACCUAUUCGGAGAUGGAGGGUGGGAAUCUGGCAACACAAAUCCUUGGGAAGUUUCCAAUGACGAUCAGUUGGGAAUAUCCGGAAAGGGAAACUUUAUGGAAGUAACUGUCAAUUCUGUCCGACCCCGGUCAGGUAAAUACAGUCUCUCGGCGCUGUAUACAGGCAUAAACUACGGCGCGGUUUCCUUUAUUCGUAUGCAGAAGGUUGUGCCUGGCAAGACGUAUCAACUCCAAUUUUACGUCUGGUCGACCAAAGCGGGAACGAACACAGGUGUGCAAGUCAACCUGGAGCCUGGUGGUUUCGCCAUUGGAGAGUCGUCUUUGAACUCGACUCCGACAAAUCAGUGGGUAAAGAGAACUUUGACCAUCAAAACUAUCACGUCCUUCAUAAAGUUGAAGAUGAGCGUCACUGGCUCUGUAUAUGGAUCCAACAACAUCAAUCAAAUCUAUAUUGACGAUAUAUCGUUCAUGCAGCUUGAUUAG